Molecule: messenger RNA, 4081 nt
Organism: Rhineura floridana
Lineage: Eukaryota; Metazoa; Chordata; Lepidosauria; Squamata; Rhineuridae
Gene: PTPRN
Product: protein tyrosine phosphatase receptor type N
Exons: 23
Coding region: 150-3032 (960 amino acids)
Biological process (GO): protein dephosphorylation
Cellular component (GO): secretory granule
Molecular function (GO): protein tyrosine phosphatase activity
Source: RefSeq, a predicted model, not a curated record
GUUUUGCAUGUUCGUUGAGAUUGGUUAGUUGGAGGGGAGGUGUGUGUCCUAGUGUCGAUCUGGAGGGGGCGCUGACUGUUGGGUUAAGGAUGGUGCAGCGGCCGUGCAGGCGGCGGCUGCCUGGGCUGUGAGCGGGGGCGCCGGCCGGCAUGGGGCGGUGGCGGAGUCUGCUCCGGGCGCUUGGCUGUUUCCUUCUCUUGCUGCUGCUGCCGCCGCCGCCGUUCCUUGGGGCCGGGGCUGCUGGGGAUCGCCCACUGCAAGUGCUACACGGCUGCUUAUUUGACAGGAGACUGUGCUCCCAACAAGAGGUCUGUGUGCAAGAUGGAUUGUUUGGUCAGUGCCAGGAAAGUUCCCUGCGAGAGAAGCCCUACUUCCAGGUUACAGCCUCUGUGCUCCAGCAUCUGCAGGAUGUGCUCCGGCACCUUAUGGCACAAGGUUUAUCGUGGCAGGAUGACCUUACACAGCACGUUAUCUCUCAUGAGAUGGAGCGCAUCCCCAGACUUCACCUUCCACCUCUGUGGGAGUCUGUGGCUGAGGACAGGUUCCCACCUAGCCACCUGUCUCACAGGAGAUCCUCUUUGCCAGCAGAGCCUGCCCCCCUCCAGAUGGGUCACCAGCCCCCUCUCCCUUCAACCCUCCUGCAGAGGUACCUGGAGCUGCUCUUGGCCUCUCAACCUGAGCUAGGUUACAAGGAGCCAUUCCUAUCCUCUCACCUGCAUCACCAGUUCAGCUACCCAGAUGGCACCUUCCGGGACAACACUAACACUCACAACUCUGAGCAUCCUGUUCUCCUGGACCGAGCUGCUGUUGCCAAGGCCAUGUUUGGUGCCAGCACUGCUCCUUCCUAUAGGGGGCAGCAGGGACUGGAUGGAGGCCAACUUUUCCAAGACCUGGGAGCGCUGUACCUGACACAAGAGCAGGCAGGGAAAUCCAGAACCAUGGCUCAGCACAAGCACAAUUUCAGGACAGAUGGCCCCCUUCAGGACUACGGCGACAGCUCUGAAGAUGGAGGGGAGCCCCAGGCAGCCCUGACAGAGCCAGAUAGAGCAAUAGAGAGGCUUACAGCAGUGCUUGCCAGCUAUGGGAUCAGACCGCAGGACCUUACUCCCCAGCAUCUCAGCUCCCUCGUGGGUCUUCUCCGGCUCCUUCGGAGUCCAGCUGGUGGGCUUGGACCAGAGACUGCAGAAUCUAAACGGGUGACGGAAGCUGAAAUGCAGCACGGGGAGGAGCUGGAGCCGCCACCCUCUCCAGAGAGCUAUGUUAGUGCUGUGCCCACAGAGGGGCAGGUGCAGGCACAGGGGGAGACGCUUGGCCCAACCAAGGCCAAACCAGUCAUGAUAACGGCUUCCCCAGAACAACCUGAGCCCCUGCGCAUUGGUGAGGGGGACACAACUGGCCCCAAGAGGCAGGUGGUGGUGAAGAAGAGCCACACAGCGUUAGGGGGACCUGGCAGGGACGAGGAGCAGACAGGGACGGCGCUGGCUGCUGAGGAAUAUGGCUACAUUGUCACCGACCAGAAGCCAUUGGGUCUUGCUGCUGGCAUCCGGCUCCUGGAGAUCCUGGCUGAGCAUGUGCACUUGUCUACUGCCAGCUUCAUCAACAUCAGUGUUGUGGGCCCAGCUCUCACCUUCCGCAUCCGUCAAAACCACCAAAACCUGUCACUGGGUGAUGUGGCCAACAGGGCUGCACUGAUGAAACCACAGCUGGAGACGGAAGUGGGAGUGAAGAUCCUACAGACAGGUGUGGGACAGCGCAAUGAGGCUGCGACAUACCCACACCCGACACACUUUGGCGAUACCUUCCGCUCCGUGCUCCUCACCUUUGUCUUACUGGCCUGCGUGGCUGGCAUUGUGAUUGCUGCUGCGGUGGUCUUCUGCCUGCGCCAGCAUGCCAAGCAACGCGAGAAGGAGCGGCUGGCUGGGCUGGGGCCUGAGGGAGCAGCUGACAGCAGCUUUGAAUACCAGGAGCUCUGUCGGCAGCACAUGGCUGCCAAGUCGCUGUUUGGCCGUGCAGAAGCUCCCCCACCCCCGGCUCCUGCUGAGAACUCCCGGGUCAGCAGUGUCUCCUCACAGUUCAGCGAUGCACCCCAGGCCAGCCCCAGCUCUCAUAGCAGCACACCAUCCUGGUGUGAGGAGCCUGUGCAAUCCAACAUGGACAUCUCUACCGGGCACAUGAUUCUGACAUACAUGGAGGACCACCUGCGCAACCGCGAUAGGUUAGCCAAGGAGUGGCAAGCACUGUGUGCAUACCAGGCAGAGCCUAAUACCUGUGAUGUUGCCCAGCGUGAAGCAAACGUCAAGAAAAACCGCAACCCGGAUUAUGUGCCCUAUGAUCAUGCCUGCAUCAAGCUGAAAGCAGAGAGUAAUCCAUCCCGAAGUGACUUCAUCAAUGCCAGCCCUAUCAUUGACCAUGAUCCACGGAUGCCAGCAUACAUUGCCACGCAGGGGCCACUGUCUCACACCAUCGCUGACUUCUGGCAGAUGGUGUGGGAGAAUGGCUGCACAGUCAUUGUAAUGCUGAGCCCUCUAGUGGAGGAUGGAGUCAAGCAGUGUGACCGCUACUGGCCCGAUGAGGGCUCUUCACUCUACCACAUCUAUGAGGUGAACCUUGUCUCUGAACACAUCUGGUGUGAGGAUUUCCUGGUGCGCAGCUUCUACCUGAAGAAUGUCCAGUCUCAGGAGACACGAACUCUGACACAGUUUCACUUCCUGAGCUGGCCUGCAGAGGGCAUCCCCACCACCACACGACCUCUCCUUGACUUCCGCAGGAAGGUGAACAAGUGCUACCGGGGCCGCUCAUGCCCAAUCGUUGUACACUGCAGUGAUGGUGCUGGAAGGACUGGGACGUAUAUCCUCAUCGACAUGGUUCUGAACCGAAUGGCCAAAGGUGUGAAGGAGAUCGAUAUUGCAGCCACCCUGGAGCAUGUGAGAGAUCAGCGGCCUGGCAUGGUGCAGACGAAGGACCAGUUUGAGUUUGCACUGACAGCUGUGGCGGAGGAAGUGAAUGCCAUCCUGAAGGCGCUGCCACAAUGAUGCCCCUACUCAGCAUACCCUAGCUUUGUGACUCCUCAACUUGACCCUCUGCUGUACCGUGUCCUUGCCUGAGAUGUUCUUCCUUCACAAAGUCCAUUUCCAUGUUGCUGGGCGUGGCUGCAUUUAAGCUAUCUGUGGAAAUACCGGUCCCUGACAUUCCUGCCCAGCCCUCUUUAUCCUCAUGAUGCUGUUUAGUUUUAUCCAGCCCGUGUUCUUCUAGAGCAGGGGUAAAGUUGUGCCCAUUAGGUGUUGCUGGACUGCACCUCCCUUGAGCCCCAGCUAGCAUUGUCAGUUGUAGUCCAGCAACAGCUGGAAGGUGUAUUAACUGCCUUUGCUCUGGCAUUGGCCCUUUGUUAAGGAGAAGUGGGUCCUUUUCUACUUCAGCAUCUCCUGGAGGCUAGUCUGUGGCCUAGUAAACAUGGCUGGAUGGGCCGAAGAGCAAUAUGGGUGCUGUAAUUGAAUACAGAGCUAGGGACCUUUUUAGGCUCAUUGGAAAACCCUUGCCUUCAGAGCACCUGCUUUGUAUGACUGUUGUAGAUGGGUCUGCUUCUACAAAGAUGAGGGGUGUGGACUUUUGACACCUGUGGGUCCAUGCGUGCUCUUUAACUGCAAAGAAUGCUGCUUCAUCCCUGUGCCGUAACUAGGGGCAAUAUUCACAUCAAGGCAGUACUUUGAAGUCCAUCUUAUGAAGCCGUGUAGUUCUAAUCUCCCUUCCAUUUUUGGUCUCCUUUAACCAUCUCACCACCCCUCUCUUCUAAAUAGUCUCAAAGGGUGCCGGAAUCUGUGCCACAUUUGGGGAGAAAGAACAUAGUAAUGCUUCUACCCAAAUCACUGCUCCCUCUUCUUAUUUACAGCCAAGCUUAGCCACAGUAUUGCCCUCCCUUUCCAAAAGGGAGGAAGGGUGCCCCUCUGGGGGAGAUGGACCUACACCUGUUCCUCCCCACUGUUAUUUCCCCUUUCUGUCCAUGAUAUGUUACUUGCACCAAGAGACAUUUCUAGAGAAUCUAAUUUUGUAUUUGAUGUGAAUAAAGUUUUUGUGUCGCGUUUGU